AUGGUAUCAUCCAACAUGUUGAACCGCAUUAAAGAUAAAUUCUCAACCAAAACCUCCACUCCGCACUUGAAGAACAAACAUAGCGACUUCAACAUGGGUAACUCAAAUACAACUCCCAGCUACGACAGCAACAAUCCCUUCCUCGAUAUCCCCACCAAGGCACCCCCUGCUUAUGAAUCAACAACCAAGGCUUCUAAUCUUGAACUUCCUUGUCGAGCUGCUUCUCCUGCACCCAGUAUCACGAGUGUAACCUGCGACGAAGAUAGAUAUGCUUUCCUCACAACCUUUGAUACCGUCUUCGUCAUCGACGACUCUGGUUCCAUGACCGGUCGAUCAUGGAGGGAAGUCCGCGAAGCACUCAGUACCAUAGCACCAAUCUGUACAUCUCACGACCCCGACGGCAUCGACGUUUACUUCUUGAAUCACCGAUCAACCAAUGUUACAUCAGGAACACAAGCCCCUGGAGGAUACUACCAGAUCCGCGACGCCAAUGAAGUCCAGCACCUCUUCAAAUCCGUCCGACCCUGCGGUUCAACACCCACAGGCGCUCGUCUCCAUAGCAUUCUCAAGCCUUAUGUUUCGCACAUCUCUCGUCGCGCUGAGAACAUUGACUCGACCAAGCCUGUUAACAUCAUUGUGAUCACCGACGGAUAUCCCACAGAUGACCCAGAAAGCAUCAUUGUGCACCACGCUAAGAAGCUUGAUCAGAUUGAGGCACCUCCUCACCAGAUUGGAAUCCAAUUCUUUCAGGUUGGAGACAAACAUGGCGCUACAAAGGCUCUUCGCGAGCUAGAUGAUGACCUUAAGGAUCAGGGUAUCCGCGAUAUGGUUGAUACGACUACAUGGAACUCUACUACUCCGGACAACAGUCACACUCUAUCUGGUGAGGGAAUACUCAAAGUUGUUCUUGGUGCUGUUGUGCGACGCAUCGAUCGUGGGACUCCCCGUGAUAACCCCCAGGGCCAUGGUCAGUAG
Molecule: messenger RNA, 975 nt
Organism: Fusarium poae
Lineage: Eukaryota; Fungi; Ascomycota; Sordariomycetes; Hypocreales; Nectriaceae
Exons: 2
Coding region: 1-975 (324 amino acids)
Source: RefSeq, a predicted model, not a curated record